This is a messenger RNA of Peronospora farinosa, 294 nucleotides long. NCBI's taxonomy places the organism in Eukaryota, Oomycota, Peronosporomycetes, Peronosporales, Peronosporaceae. The record is from the annotation of a GenBank genome assembly.
AUGCGACGGUAUAAUAUAGUCGCAUCGAGCCUCUUUCCGUCGAUGAUUUCGCAAAUGACAACGUCUACACGUGUCAAGAAUGCAAAAGUCCUCGACAUUGUGUACGACGUGUGUGCGUGUGUAUUGGCGCUACUAUUCGGUGCUGUGCUUAUGAAGCUGUUGCGCGAUUAUACGCGAAGAAAAGGCUACAUUGAGAUCCAGCAGGAUGACCGUGGCAUGUACUCAAGAGUGCUUAUGGAGACAUCGGAUUCAUGGGAACACGUGUCUGUCGUGACGCAUGACGCAGCUGUUUAA